UUUCAAUAGUUCCAUUAUGCAACGUCACGCAGCUGCAUAAGUCCAUUAGAAUAUACUCAUUCUCCAGAAAAACGAUUGCAUUUAAACAUUUGUGAUAGCAGACACCCAACAUAAACCAAAACCAAAGAAAACACGCACGAUGCUCAAAACCUGUCGCCGUGUCUGCACCUUACCCCGCUUCUCUGGCAUUCGCACUUUAAACGCUGCGAUCACCCAACGGCAUCAGCAUAAAGCAGCGAACGCAACCAAGGACACCAUGGAUAAGUUUGAUUUGCCAAAACGCUUGCAGGGCAGUACGCCCAGCGUGUGGAACGAAUAUAUUGCCCUAGCCAUGCAGUAUAAGCCAUUAAAUCUUGGCCAAGGUUUCCCGGAUGAUGCUGCACCUGACUACGUCACCAAUGCCCUCGCUGAUAUUGCCAAGGAUCCAAAUCCACUACUGCAUCAGUACACCAGAGGCAAUGGCCAUGUGCGUUUGGUGCAGGCUCUGGCGAAGCUUUACAGCGGGCUCAUUGGACGCGAACUUAACCCGUUGAACGAUAUACUGAUAACAGCGGGUGCCUACGAAGCAUUGUAUUCUACAAUUAUGGGACACGUUGAUAACGGUGACGAGGUCAUCAUUAUUGAACCCUUCUUCGACUGCUACGAACCUAUGGUCAAAAUGGCCAACGGAGUGCCGCGUUUCAUUCCCUUGAAAUUGCGCGAGAAAGAAGGUCCCAUCAGCUCUGCCGAUUGGGUCCUGGAUGAAGACGAGCUUGCAAAACUAUUCAAUGAGAAAACGAAAAUGAUCAUACUGAACACGCCACACAAUCCAACUGGAAAGGUCUUUCAUCGCAAGGAGCUGGAGGUCAUUGCUGACUUGUGUCGCAAGUGGAAUGUGCUCUGCGUCUCGGAUGAAGUCUAUGAGUGGCUCGUCUUCGAUGGAGUGGAACAUGUACGUAUCAACACCUUGCCUGGCAUGUGGGAGCGCACCAUUACCAUAGGCUCGGCUGGCAAAACCUUCUCGGUGACGGGCUGGAAAACCGGCUGGGCUUAUGGACCGCACGAGUUGAUAAGAAACUUGCAAAUGGUUCAUCAGAAUUCGGUUUACACCUGCCCAACGCCACUGCAAGAAGGCGUUGCACGCAGUUUUGAGUUGGAACUUGAACGUCUGGACAAACCAGAAUGCUAUUUUCAUAGCUUGCCGCGCGAAUUGCAACCUAAGAGAGAUUUUAUGGCCAAAUUCCUAAACGAGGCUGGACUACGUCCCACAAUACCCGAGGGAGGCUAUUUCAUGCUGGCGGAUUGGACACCCCUUGCAAGCAAGCUGAACCUGGAUUCGGAGACCGACAAGUACAAGGACUACAAGUUCACCAAGUGGAUGACCAAAAACAUGGGUCUGCAGGGCAUUCCGCCCAGUGCCUUUUAUAGUGAACCCAAUAAGCAUUUAGGCGAGGACUUUGUGCGCUAUUGCUUUAUCAAGAAGCAAGAGAAUCUUAAUAAGGCAGCUGAGCUGCUCAAGAGCUGGAAAUAAUGUGUAGUUUAAAACUGCUCAAACUCCAUUUGUACAUUAUCAAUAAACGAAUUUGUUUUGAAUUUAA
Drosophila albomicans is the source of this 1577-nucleotide messenger RNA. It is a transcript of the gene Kyat, whose product is annotated as kynurenine aminotransferase. Gene Ontology annotation, molecular function: pyridoxal phosphate binding; L-kynurenine:2-oxoglutarate transaminase activity. Lineage: Eukaryota; Metazoa; Arthropoda; Insecta; Diptera; Drosophilidae. Gene Ontology annotation, biological process: biosynthetic process. Gene Ontology annotation, cellular component: mitochondrion; cytoplasm. The transcript has 4 exons. Bases 140 to 1510 code for a protein of 456 amino acids. The record is from RefSeq and is a predicted model, not a curated record.